CUAUGUCUCUUCACUGUGGUUUGGACUGGUGAGUGUUGAAGAAUAGGCUGAGUACCGAUUAGCAUCCAAACAGCAUGUUGGUCAUAACAUUAGUUUAAAAGUUGUUUAGGAACAAUCCGCCUGUACAGUGUUGCUGUUCAAAGUGUUGGCGGAAGUGGAAAACAUGACUGCCAAUGAAGACCAGGAGAUGGAGCUGGAGGCUCUGCAGUCAAUAUAUGAAGGAGAUGACUGCUUUAAGGAGCUGAGCCCAGUUUCCUUUCAGUUUAGGGUAGGAGAUCUUGAUGACUCCAAAUCAUUUAUGGUAGAAGUGUCAUGGCCAGAAACUUAUCCUGAAACUGCACCACAAAUAUCAUUAGAAACUUUUUUCAACAACAGAUUAUCCACGGAGACAAAGCAGUACAUCCUCUCAAAGAUGGGUGAGCAGGUAGAGGCCAACCUGGGCACUGCCAUGAUGUACACACUCUUUGAGUGGGCCAAAGAGAACAGAGAAACACUUAUGGAAAACCACCAGCCUGUGACAUCUGCUGUGACUGUGAUAUCCAACAGUGAUAUUCUGAAUAAUUCCAAUGCUGUCAGUAAGAAAAAAGAAAAGAAAGAGCAACUAACCAAAGCACAGAAGCGGAAACUGAUUGGAAGAACAGAUAACAAAGGAGAGCUACCGAGAGGAUGGAACUGGAUAGAUGUUAUUAAGGUACAUUAUAAGUAUAAGAUAAUAACUUGUACAAAUAUAUUUAUAGUUCUUUUCUGAAUUAUUGCAACAUAUGUUUCUCCUUUUUCCAUGUGCAUCCUGAUAAUAUGUUCAUAUUUGCCAACAAACAGCAUCUGAGCAAAACAGGAGGAAAAGAGGAGGAUUAGAUAAAUGCUGUGGGAGAAAAAUGGAUUGAAGUAGUGCCGGAUGAAUGCUUGAAUGAAAUGUGUCUCUGUGCACUUGUUUUUAAAGAAAACUGAAAUGAAUGCUCCCUGGCCAUGAUUUUAUUUCAUCUGAAGCUGCUGCUUUAUUUUUUUUUGCCACAGAGCCAUAUUGACACCGAGUGCAAAGUCGAGCACUGCUUGUGUUUUCAAAGACGGUGAACUGGUUGUUGUUAUUUACAGUGAAACACCCUUAAGACAUGAACGGAUUGGGAAAAUGUGUGAUGUUCUGUUUCAAAGUAAACAAAUUUUGAACCUGAGGGUGCAUUCAGUGCAAUGACCUUAAAAUUAAAUUGUACUUGGUUUUACAUUAGAUGCAAAAACAAAAUUUGUCAACAAAAUGAGUUUCACAUAUUAAAUUUUGUGAGGUCCUGUGCCUUUUUGUAAAAACA
Paramisgurnus dabryanus is the source of this 1301-nucleotide messenger RNA. RefSeq names its product RWD domain containing 4 (gene rwdd4). NCBI's taxonomy places the organism in Eukaryota, Metazoa, Chordata, Actinopteri, Cypriniformes, Cobitidae. The record is from RefSeq and is a predicted model, not a curated record. Gene Ontology annotation, molecular function: protein binding.